This is a messenger RNA of Giardia duodenalis, 2433 nucleotides long. Its product is annotated as Chromosome segregation protein SMC. The record is from RefSeq and is a predicted model, not a curated record. The coding region runs from base 1 to 2433 and encodes 810 amino acids. NCBI's taxonomy places the organism in Eukaryota, Fornicata, Diplomonadida, Hexamitidae. The transcript has a single exon.
AUGAACGAGCCUCUCCGCGCGGCAGUUGAUGCGGCCAAUAAGUCAAGCAUGACUCUUACCCUUAGCACAGACGAUAAUACUGAAGAGGCUACCUCAGAACACAGCUUCCCAGGAUCAGUGCGCAGUGUAGAAAAUCUCUUACUUAAGAGUCCAAAACAUGGCAAUCCAGAUAGUGACGACCUCUCUCUUUCGCAUCUUGAAGGCCACAUUUUAAACUCCGAGCAGAAGGUUUCAGUCAUACACUCUAGCUCUGGUGAUAACAAUAGUAUCAAUAAUAGCGUAGGAGAGCGCUCAGAAGCUAACAGGGCCCCCGCAAUUUUCAGCAAUAUUGAAGUAAUUGAAGAAAUUCAUAGAAAAGCGCAGUCUACCCUUCUAAAAUGUCUUCGAAGGGAAAAUUCCUUUCUUAGAGUUGCCGCCUCACAACACCAAGAGUUUCAUGGAUGUAAGUCGCACUCUGAGCCUCAAGUAUCAAUGUCUAAUGAGGCUGGACCUCUAGCUGAUUGCUCAGAAUCCAAGAGGUCCUUGCAGACCAGCAUGACGAAGAGCGCCAUGCUUGCAGCAUUGCAGGAGGAGCUAGAGGCUCUCUCUGCUUCUGCAAAUCUAUACAGACAAAAAGCAGUGCGCGCAGAAGAGCAGAGACGCCUUGCAGUUGCCGAUCUGAACAAAGAAACAGGGAAACUAAAGAUGCUAGAACAGGUCGUAUUAGAUAAAGACGCGGAAAUACACAGACUGCUGGCUGAAAACCUAGAGGCUUCGAGGUUUAUAUCUGCAACCUCCAAGGGCAUCCAAAAGAGCCCUUCAGUGUCCAUGUCGACUACUAGUGCUCUUUCGUUGAACUCCACAUCUCUAGACAAGCAGCUAGAAGCAGUCACACGGUACUCCAGUAAGAUAGAAGACCAGCUACGCAAUGCAGAGACAGAGCUCAAACUAUAUCGAGACUCAAUAGAAGAGAAGGACCAGAAGAUACUCGAGCUUAGCACCCUUGUUCAGCAGAAAACCGCCGAGGCGGAUGUGGUAAAAGAACAGCUUUUAUCAGCUGAGGAUCUCUUACGGGAUCAGAAAGAAGCUGCAGCCAAUUAUAAAAAUCUUUUCAGAGAUAGAUCUCGCGCUUUAGAGAAAACAACUUUUUUGUUGAAUAGCAAGACUAAUGAGCUUGAUGUCGCAAUGUCUCUGGCUUCAGAAAUACAGAGAGAUACAAAUAACAUAGCAGCCACCCUCACCUCCAAAGACCAACAGAUUACAGAGCUGGAGGCACAGCUGUCCAAGGCAUCCCGGGAUUCCAAAGCACUUAAGGUGAUGCAGCUCACAUUAGCUAGCCAAGAGCGGCAGCUGAAGGCAAAUGAUGAGAGCAUCAGCAAUUUGGAGGCCCAAAUCCUAGCCAAGAACAACCUUAUCCGCACGCUGACGAGUACAGUUGAUGCGCGAGACGCCUCCAUAAAGGAUCUUGAGCAGCGGCUAUUAACUAUGCACUCGUCCGCCACAUCCUCUAGCCUUGCAAUUGUUUCAGCAGAAAAGCAGUCCCUAGAGUAUAAGCAACAUGUAGACAAGCUCGUAGAAGAAAUCAAGACAUAUAAGGAAGAGCUACGGAAGCAACAGGAGGAGAAUACGCUCCUUAAGCGACAGCUUAGUGAAAUCGACCAGCUAGAAGAGCAGCGCUUAAAGCAAUCUUCACAAUUAAUUGUGGCAUAUAAAAGAAAAGAGGACGACUUGGCCACAGUGCUUCAAGCUCUAGCUGAUUUUGAGAAGAAGUACGCUGAUGUAGCACUGCUGGCAGCAGAGCGAGACGCGGAGGUGCAGCGUUUAAAGCAAUUAGUUUUAGAGAAGGAUAGUGAAAUUGUAGAGUUAGUGGCCAACAAUGGGCUGACCCAGCUCGAGGCUUCACGACUCCAGACCGAAAUAGCUGCUUUAAGGGGAGCGGCAGAAGAAGUUCGACGGUGUAACACUAUUUCUGAACUGUUUUGUGAGCGCAUAUCUCGUAUUUCCAGGGUCCUUUCGGUCUCCCAGUCAGCUGAGGCAUUUCUGACCUCGAAGCCCCUCCAGGAUGAGACGGAAAACCCCAAUUCAGGUGCUUCGUUGGCCCUAGCACCAAUUAACGAACUGACUGCAGCCAUAACAGCGUUCGUGCAGCGAAUUCAGAAAGAGUUUUCUCAAUCUUUGUCCACUAUCGAUGUUAAAUCUGUUGCUCAGAUUGAUGCCUGCGUUAACACAAUAACCGACACCCCUGUGCAACAGACCUGUCCCAUACGCUGCUCCACAGAGGAGCGGGGCGUCCAAAGUAUGGCUCCCAGUUCUCCUUGUAUCCGAGACAAUAGUGAGCUGGAACGCCUUUUGUGUGUCAUUAGUGAGAAAGAUAGAGAACUGGUAUCUCUUAGAGACAUAAUAAUAUGCAAGAAUGAACAGAUUCGACGCCUUUUAGAGGAUGCUGAGUAUUAG